Molecule: messenger RNA, 1687 nt
Organism: Salvia hispanica
Lineage: Eukaryota; Viridiplantae; Streptophyta; Magnoliopsida; Lamiales; Lamiaceae
Product: eukaryotic initiation factor 4A-14
Molecular function (GO): ATP binding; RNA helicase activity; nucleic acid binding
Source: RefSeq, a predicted model, not a curated record
AAAAUCCCUAGAAAAGGAAAACCGCACUUUCUCGUUUCGUAUUCAACUUCUCACUCUUCCUCAACUCCACGGCGUAGAUCCGAGGAGUUUUGGGAUAACGUCAAAAGCCCUAAAGCUCUCACUUUCUUUUCUCUCAGAUCCUCGUGUGUGAUAUCAGUUUUUGCAAUCAUGGCUGGAAUGGCUCCUGAAGGCUCUCAAUUUGAUGCUCGUCACUAUGAUGCUAAGAUGACUGAGCUACUUGGAACUGAUGGUGGUGAAGAAUUCUUCACUAGUUAUGAUGAGGUUUACGAUAGCUUUGAUGCCAUGGGCUUGCAGGAGAAUCUACUUAGGGGCAUCUAUGCCUACGGUUUUGAGAAGCCCUCUGCGAUCCAGCAAAGAGGGAUUGUUCCUUUCUGCAAGGGGCUGGAUGUGAUUCAGCAAGCUCAAUCUGGGACUGGAAAAACUGCAACCUUCUGCUCUGGGAUUCUGCAGCAGCUGGACUACGAUGUGGUUGAAUGCCAGGCUUUAGUUCUGGCACCCACUCGUGAGCUUGCUCAGCAAAUCGAGAAGGUCAUGAGAGCACUAGGUGAUUAUCUUGGCGUUAAGGUUCAUGCUUGUGUUGGAGGUACCAGUGUUCGUGAAGAUCAGCGUAUUCUCUCUAGUGGAGUUCAUGUUGUUGUCGGCACUCCUGGUCGUGUUUUUGACAUGCUGAGAAGGCAGUCACUGCGCCCUGAUUACAUUAAGAUGUUUGUUUUGGAUGAAGCUGAUGAAAUGCUUUCCCGGGGUUUCAAGGACCAGAUAUAUGAUAUCUUCCAGUUGCUGCCACCUAAGAUUCAAGUUGGUGUGUUCUCUGCAACCAUGCCCCCAGAGGCCCUUGAAAUCACAAGGAAGUUUAUGAACAAGCCUGUCCGCAUUCUUGUGAAACGUGACGAGCUAACACUCGAGGGUAUCAAGCAGUUUUAUGUCAAUGUUGACAAAGAGGAGUGGAAACUUGAAACCCUGUGUGAUCUGUAUGAGACCUUGGCUAUCACUCAGAGCGUCAUCUUCGUUAACACUAGGCGUAAGGUGGACUGGCUCACUGACAAGAUGCGCAGCCGAGAUCAUACUGUCUCUGCCACCCACGGUGACAUGGACCAGAACACUAGAGAUAUCAUCAUGAGAGAAUUCAGAUCUGGUUCUUCCCGAGUCCUCAUCACCACUGAUCUGCUGGCCCGUGGUAUUGAUGUCCAGCAAGUCUCUCUUGUCAUCAACUAUGAUUUGCCGACUCAACCUGAGAACUACCUGCAUCGUAUUGGACGAAGUGGGCGAUUUGGAAGGAAGGGUGUGGCCAUAAACUUUGUUACCAAAGAUGACGAACGAAUGCUUUUUGACAUCCAGAAGUUCUACAAUGUUGUAGUUGAGGAGCUGCCGGCGAAUGUUGCCGACCUCCUGUAAGCAGUUUUUGAGGCCCAGAGGUUAAUUCUCCUUGUUUUAAGUAAGUUACAAUCUUAUUUCGUAGGCUAGUUUAUACUAUAUGUUACAGUCUUAAGUUCAAACUACUGUUUCACAAAUUUUUUGGUUUUUGCUCUGUAUUUUAAUGUCUAUAUAACUCCAGUUUGUAUGAUGAUGUGGUUUGGUGAGUCUUUGGAGUUUAUUGGGAUUGUGAGGUUGUGUUGUUUAUUUUGGGGCCAUCCUUUUGCUGUAUAAACAGAUGACCUCAUCUUGUUCA